Molecule: messenger RNA, 303 nt
Organism: Pelobates cultripes (western spadefoot toad)
Lineage: Eukaryota; Metazoa; Chordata; Amphibia; Anura; Pelobatidae
Source: the annotation of a GenBank genome assembly
AUGACGGGGUUGACACUGGAAGGGUUUGGGAUGAAGCACAAUAUAUUGUGGCGUCAUAACGGCCACCCUCCAGCGCUAACCGAGACCUGGCUUGGUAAGGAGUUAUCCUUGAUGUGGGGAGGAGUUGCAUCACUUCGCGAUGUCACUUCCGCCAGCCGCAUAGAAGAUACAGCAGUCUUACAAGCAGUACCCCUGGCCACCAAUUAUACUAAUUAUAAACAGGCUAUGUCGGUGCGCCUUCCGGGGUUGGAGGCCGGAUAUGUCAAGCGGUAUUACGCGCAACGUCGCUUCUGCCAGCCGUAA